GAUGGGAUUAUAACAACCCUACAUGACCUAAUUGGAUUCCAAAUUAUAUCUCUACAUGGACCAUGGGUCAAUAGACAAAUUAGGAGGUUUAAAGAGAGUUUAGGAGCAUUCAAGAUGGGUGAAAAUGGGUCUACAAACAAGACCUACGGGUUAAUGGAGAAUUGAGGAUUUCUUACAACUAUCCUUGUUCAACAAGGAUUUGGAGGAGAUGCUUAAUUGUUGUCCAUGUUGGUUUA
Molecule: messenger RNA, 236 nt
Organism: Linum tenue
Lineage: Eukaryota; Viridiplantae; Streptophyta; Magnoliopsida; Malpighiales; Linaceae
Source: the annotation of a GenBank genome assembly